Scutellospora calospora is the source of this 526-nucleotide messenger RNA. NCBI's taxonomy places the organism in Eukaryota, Fungi, Glomeromycota, Glomeromycetes, Diversisporales, Gigasporaceae. The record is from the annotation of a GenBank genome assembly.
GAACAAUCACGAGGUAGAGGAAUGGGUAUUACUGAAGCUGAGAUCGAUGACUUAUUUACAACAAUGAGCGAAGAGUACCGUCUUGGAUGUCUGCCUAGACUCUGGAAAAAGAUCAGCGAUGUGAGCCUUGAAAGCUUGCAUUCUUAUUAUUUGAGCGAUACAGCUAAUAAUGACCGAUUUCCGUUUUUGGAUAUUUUCUUUAAACACGAAAAGAACCUAUACCUAAUAAAGAAUCUUUCACCAAUCUUGAAGUUUGUCCAAAUUUUAAAGUCAAGUUUAGAAUACCAAGUCACCAGACAAGAGGCACGUGACAUGACAUUUCGUGACUUUAUAAACAGAGAGUCAAAUAAUGGUGAACUCCAAGAAAUUUUUAAAAUGUUGCAUUCUGCUUUUGAAAAAUUUGAAGAAUCAUGGAGCGCAACCAAAGAACACGUUAAAAGAUACAGGUGUCAACAAUUCAAUCAAUUUCCUAACGUAUCUCUUGACUCAUCUGUCACUUAUGGUUUAAUAGAAGAAAAAGAUGAAA